UACUCUUUCCCCGCAUUCACUCUCAAACAAUUCACAUUACUCCUCCACGACUCUCUUUCAAUCGCACCUGCGUAAUACACAACAGUCGUUUGCCAUACGUGUCACUUGUCACUGUCACGCCGCCUUCACGCCACCGCUAGAUCAAAACUCUCUCUUCGCCUCUUCAAAACUUCAACAAACAACAACACACCUUCAAACCCAAACCUCUAUCACCAUGUUCGCCCGUAUCGCCUCCCGUGUCCCCAUCACCGCUGCCUUUGCCGGCAAGCGCGUUGCGCCCGCUACCUUCCGCUACAACUCCUCUAGCUCAGCGAGCAGUGCUGCCCGCGUCAUGGAGAUGGCCGCUCAGGCCGAGCGACCCAGUGGUGCUGAAGUCGCUGUCCCCGUCAUGUGGGCCGUUUCCGGUGUCCUUGCCUACACCGCCUGGAACCGUAUGAGCGAACGUGCCUCUGGCGAGUACGUUGAGAAGCUCCUCAUCGUCUAAACACGUACAUCAUGACCUCCUUCUACGAUACCCCGACAUCUUUUCAUCCUUCGUCGAUUCGCCGUCGGGCGCGACGAUUGUCUGUCUUUACCGACCUUUGUUCGGAGCCUUGGAUAGACAUAGACUUUCCUGCGGCAUAGCGUCUAGCAUUUCGUUUUCGAUUUGCGCGGCAUAAUAGAUCUUAUUUGUUUUCGUUUUGUUGGUAUACUGGCAUGGGCUCAUGCUCAGAUGGGUUAUUGGGAGGCUGUGACUCACGGCAAGGAUUUACGCGUGGGUAUGGGACAGGGCUUUUCUUUAAUGUAUCAAUCAAUCACAAUCUUCACACCU
Messenger RNA from Pyrenophora tritici-repentis Pt-1C-BFP, 811 nucleotides. Its product is annotated as DUF3729 multi-domain protein. The record is from RefSeq and is a predicted model, not a curated record. NCBI's taxonomy places the organism in Eukaryota, Fungi, Ascomycota, Dothideomycetes, Pleosporales, Pleosporaceae.